AUGUCUGGAUACGGAUACGGUUACGGAUCGAGGCGGGCUGAGCCCGACGAGGGGGAGGAAGAGGAGGAGGACGCUUGGGUAUUCAAGAACCGCAACAAGAGAGACAGGACACAGUUCAAAGCCGGAAGUAUCCCUCGGCCUGUAAGAAAGCUACGACGCGAGAAGAAAGAAGACGACGGCGACUCUGCAGCAGUUGCCCCCCCAGCCAAGGAGGAACAGCACGUCGACACGGCCGCAUCCGAGGAGGCCGCGGCAUUCAUUCGUGCGUAUGAGGAGCAGCGGGCGAGCGAAGAGGCGGCGACGUACGGAAACCCGCCGAUCGAUGACGAGAACGCUGAUGGCGCAUCUGCUCGAGAGGAAGAGCAGAGCCCGAUUGUUGAGGACUUUGAGGCGAAUCUCGAUGAUGUCCUAGUCAUGGCAGCUGGUCCGUCGCUGGACGAUGAGCUGGGCUCGGAUUACGACGGAUACAGCGACAAUGGCGAGAUCAACGAAGAAGCUGCUUCUGACGAAGACGAUCUCACCAUUGACUCGGUGGGUGCAAGUCCUUCGCCGUCAAGCAAUGCUACGAGUGACGAGGCGAGUGAUGCUGGGAACGAUUUGGUUGAGUCUACCAGCACGGAACCGGCUCGGAGCCUGGAGGGUGACGUUUUGGAGAUGCGCCGAGAAUACGAUGGCCUGAAGAAGGAAUUGGAGUCUCGCAAUGCAAGGACUGCAGAGCUGGAGGAGGAGCUGGAAACUCGCAGCAAGCGCGCCGAGGUACUGCAGACGGAUCUGGAUUCUCGAGACAAGCAAAUCGCAGCAUUGGCAAAGGACCUGGAGGCUCAUGAAGAGAAGGCUACAGCACUGAGGGCAGAUUUGGCUUCUCGUGACGAGCGGAUCGCGGCAUUGACAAACGACCUGGGUGCCCAUGACGAAGAACUUGGACGGCUUGCAAAGGAACUGGAGACUCGCAAGAAGCAACUUAUGACACUCACCAAAGACCUCGAAACUCGUGACCAGAGAGUUGCAGCACUGGAGAAGGACCUGGAGUCUCGCAACAAACAGAAUGCAACACUGAUCGAUGACCUGGAUGCUCGCGACAGGAAGCUUGCAGCACUCCAGAAGGAGCGAGAGGCUCACGACAAGGACAUUGGCGCAAUGAAGAACAGCCUGGAGUACCGCGACGAGGAAUUUGCAGCACUGAAGAAGCACUUGGAGGCUCGGAGCAGCGAGAUUGCAGCUCUUGAGAAGGAGCUGGGGUCUCGCAACGGGGAGUUGGCCGUACUCAAGAGGGACUUGGCACUGCGCGACAAGAGGAUAUCUGGACUGGAAGCCCAGAACUUGCAGCUCACCAAUGGAACAAGCAAGACGGCCUCGACUCGGGACUCUGCCACCAACACCGAGGCAUUCACCGGAGACGCUGUCUCACGGCCAGGCUCGUCUAGGGGAGUUGAGAUUGAUCAGCGACUCGUUACGGCUGAGCGGAAGCAAUCAUCAUCACCAACGUCUCCUUCGGCCAUGAAGACGGCCGAAGUGGUUCGAUUCAUCCAGAUGAUUUCCGCCAUGUUGAAGGCCUUCUAUAUCGCCGGUAUCAGCCUGGCGAGCACGGCAUCAAAGGAAGCAAGUUUAUUCCUCUCCUCUGUGGGCAGAUCGGAAUCAUUCCGACGAGCGGUAGAUACCGCCCGGCGAUCGGUGCAGGCAUCCGCCAUUUAUCUGGCAACUCCCUUCUGGAUCAUCAUGAGCUUUGCCAUGUUCAUGUCUAUAUGGCAUGAGAGGAGCUACUGGGUGCAAGCAAAUGCCGUGACGAGGAAGCAUUUGCUGAAGCAUGCGACGGGAGUGUCUGAGAUUGCGGACUGGGAGGUGUUUUUUGCCAUUGGAAGUGCGGCGAUGUCGCGUUAA
Molecule: messenger RNA, 1878 nt
Organism: Trichoderma reesei QM6a
Lineage: Eukaryota; Fungi; Ascomycota; Sordariomycetes; Hypocreales; Hypocreaceae
Exons: 2
Coding region: 1-1878 (625 amino acids)
Biological process (GO): cytoplasmic microtubule organization; cytoskeleton-dependent intracellular transport
Cellular component (GO): cytoplasm; centrosome
Molecular function (GO): microtubule binding; dynein light intermediate chain binding
Source: RefSeq, a predicted model, not a curated record